Molecule: messenger RNA, 404 nt
Organism: Pyrus x bretschneideri (Chinese white pear)
Lineage: Eukaryota; Viridiplantae; Streptophyta; Magnoliopsida; Rosales; Rosaceae
Product: 3-isopropylmalate dehydratase large subunit, chloroplastic-like
Exons: 4
Coding region: 93-404 (103 amino acids)
Source: RefSeq, a predicted model, not a curated record
UUUUUUAUUUUUUAUUUUUUGGUGGGUGGCUGUCACAAAUUUGUUCUUUUUGAAUCUCACAUACAUUUGUGUUGUGUAGCACAGGCUAUAUAAUGUUUAAUGUUGAACUGCAGGAUAAGACGUCUGUUCCCUAUGAACCUGUUUACAGUGAUGCUAAAGCAAGAUUUCUUAAAGAGUACAGAUUUGAUAUCUCAAAAUUGGAGCCAUUGGUGGCAAAGCCUCAUUCUCCAGAUAAUCGUGCUUUAGCAAGAGAAUGCAAAGAUGUGAAAAUUGACAGAGUAUAUAUCGGUUCUUGUACUGGUGGAAAAAAAGGGAGGAUUUUAUGGCUGCAGCCAGAGUUUUUUCUAGCAUCUAUGCUGACUUCGGAUAUUGUUUACAUAUUCUGUAAUGCUGACUUCAAUUGA